AUGAAAGUUAAAAAAUAUUCAACAAGAAUAAAUAAAACUAGAUAUAAAAAUAAUGGAAAUGAUAAAAAUAUAUUUAAAAAUGAUUUAUUUUUUAAAGCAGCACUAUUUGUUGUAUUAACAGUACAAUCUGUUUUAACUUUAUUGAUGAUAAGAAUGAAGAAAGUUAAAAACAUAAAUUAUAAAAUGAAAAAUGAAAGCAUAAUAUUUUUAUCAGAAAUAAUAAAAUUUUGUGUUUCUUUCCUUUUUUAUUUUAAUGAAAAUAAAUUUAGUUUGAAAUUAGUUAGUAAAAAUGUAGGUGAUAUAAUUACGAGAAAAAAAGUAUAUAUGCUUUCUCUAUUAGUACCAAGUACUUUAUAUUAUAUUCAGAAUAUAUUUUUUUUUAUAUCCCUCUCUAAUAUUCCAACCCCAUUAUUUCAAUUGUUAUACCAAUUUAGAAUUUUAACAGUUGUAAUGUUUAGUUUAUUAAUUUUAAAAAAGAAAUUUAGGAAUACACAAAUGCUUUCUAUUAUAUUUUUAUUUUUAUCUUUGGUAUGUUUGAAGGAUUAUAAUUUAAAUGAUAAUCAUCCUACAUAUAAAAAAAAAAUAAAUGCAUCUAUCGAUAAUAAUACAAGUAAGUGUUAUUUAUAUAAAGAAUUAGUGGAUAAUAAUUUAAAUGAAAGAAUAAGGAAUCAAAAUAAUUUCAUAUAUCUUAACCAUAAAGAGAAACCAUUAAGUAGUAACAGAGUAUUAUCAUUUUUUUUUGAUGAAAAUAAAAAUGCAAAUAUAUUUGAAAAAAUUAUGAAUAAAAAUAUCAAUAAAAAUAUUUUAUGGAAUAACAGAAAAAAGUUUGGUGAAAUUGAUUAUAUAAAUAAUGAUUUUAUAAGUAAUAACAACAUUAAUAUUUAUGAGAGUGAUAUUAAAUCUAAUAAUAAAAGUAACAAUAAUUUUAAUUAUUAUAAUAAUAGAAAUAGUUUUUGUAUUGAUAAUAUUGAUAAUAAUAAUAAUAAAAUAGGUAAUAUAUUAAUAGGAACAUUAACUACUUUUUUAGCUACAUUUACAAGCGGAUUUUCAAAUGUGUAUUUGGAAUUUUUGUAUUCUAAUUAUAGAUUUCCUUUCUGGUUUCAAAGUAUGUGCUUAUCAUUUUUUACAAUAAUAAUAGGUUCAGUAACAAAAAACAUAGAUGUACAUCUAGUAUUUAAUAAGUACUCUAAUAAUAAAAUUCCAUUAGGUGAAUAUAGAAGAAAUUAUUUAUCUAAAGAUAUGGAUUUUAAAAUGUCUAAUAUAGAAGAAAAAAAAGAGAUAAAAAAUGAAGAAAUUUUAUUUUUACAAAAACUGAAAAACUAUUUUUUUCAGCAUUUUGAUUCAUUUAAUGAAUUUAUAUAUGUUUUUUUCUUAAUUUUUUUACAUAGUACUGGUGGGUUAACUGUUGCAGUUUUUAUUAAAUAUGUUGAUAGUGUUUCACGUUUCUUUAUCACUCCUAUCAGUCUAAUAAUUAAUGUAUAUAUAUCUUCUAUGUAUUUUAAAGAUUUUAACUUUACAUUUAAUUUUUUCAUUUCGUUGAUAUUUGUUUUCUUUGCGUUGUUUCUUUAUUUUAAAAAAAAUUGUUAA
Molecule: messenger RNA, 1587 nt
Organism: Plasmodium gallinaceum
Lineage: Eukaryota; Apicomplexa; Aconoidasida; Haemosporida; Plasmodiidae
Product: UDP-N-acetyl glucosamine:UMP antiporter, putative
Exons: 1
Coding region: 1-1587 (528 amino acids)
Biological process (GO): pyrimidine nucleotide-sugar transmembrane transport
Cellular component (GO): Golgi membrane
Molecular function (GO): pyrimidine nucleotide-sugar transmembrane transporter activity
Source: RefSeq, a predicted model, not a curated record